Messenger RNA from Puccinia graminis f. sp. tritici CRL 75-36-700-3, 1713 nucleotides. RefSeq lists its product as uncharacterized. NCBI's taxonomy places the organism in Eukaryota, Fungi, Basidiomycota, Pucciniomycetes, Pucciniales, Pucciniaceae. The transcript has 5 exons. The coding region runs from base 1 to 1713 and encodes 570 amino acids. The record is from RefSeq and is a predicted model, not a curated record.
AUGUCCAGAAAAUCUUACGGACUUGGCCUUUCUUCUCAACCCAAUGGGCCAGGAAAUGAACUCCGUCGCUCAUCAAGAGUUAGCUCUACUACUAGUAGGCAUCCCUCCAUCAUUCUUCCGCCUUCUGAUUCCAGACGAUCUGUCAACAGAACUUUACCAGCAACACAAAAGUCCAAGAAGAAGAGAACUAGAAGCGUUUCCACCUCCGUAACUGAAGCUAGCGACCAAGAAGUUUCGACAAACAAAAACUCGUCUAAAAACCAAAAAAAGAAGAAACAAAAGAAAAAAACAAUCACUCAAGUAAACGAUAGCGAUUCAGGAUCAAUAAUAGACUUACGCGAGGACUCUGAACCCGAUAAUUCCAAGAUUCCAGCAGCUAAACCUUGUGCUGAGAAGUAUGAUUCUCCUCUGGAAUUCUUUGGCAAACCUUUCUACCCUGACAAGACAACUGAGGAAGAGCGCAAGAAGAAGCCAAUUACGUACAACUGCAAAUGGUGCAAGAAACGAGUUCGUGGCGGACAUAACUCAGAUGCAAAUCUACAAAAACAUCGUGAUGGUUCAAACCAAGCUGGACGUGAUGGAUCAGGCUGUCCAAACAGAAGUCUUGCAAUCCAAGCAGGUGCAAAACUACCCCCAACAGUCAACGAAACCAAAGCACAAGCUGAAAAAAACGGAACUGGCAAUAAAAAACUCACAUCGUUUUUUGGACGCACGGAAAAGUUUGAUAAGAAGAUUCUGAAUCAGAACCUGAUGAUUUGGCAAACUCGUAACGCGCUCCCAUGGUCACGAAUCGAGGAUAUUGACUUGCAGGCUGGCUUUCACUAUUGUCAACCAGAUGCUAUACUAUUUAAACGAAAAUGGGUUGCUGCCGAGGCCAAACAGCUAUAUAUAUCGUUGCAAGGUGCCAUGCUUCAAACCUUAAAGAAAUCCUCCAGCAAGUUCACUCUCGUGCACGAUGCAUGGACAACAAAAGGAAACCGUUACGCAUUUAUUGGAUCCUCUGUUGCGUAUAUCAAUGAUGAAUGGGAGUUCAACAUGAUGCAUCUCUCCUUGAAGUUGACUACGGAUUCUGCCUCAAGCAAUAAUACAAUGGCAACUCGAGUUUAUGAUAUCUUGGCAGACAAAAAUGGAACAUACUCCUUUGACUGGCGACCAGAGAGAAUGCACAUUCGUUGUUUCUGUCACAAAAUUGCUCUAAUCGUUAAUGCUGGUCUUGCUGAGCUGGGAAUGAUUGCUCCUCCCCCCGCAAAAAUAAAGGAGUCGGUCCUUGGAACUUUCCCAUACUCCGAUGCUAUGGAAACAAUCACCGAGGUAGAAGAAGAAAUGGAGGAGGACAACAAUGGCCCGGCCAGCUGUUCAGUUGGUGAAGACAAUAUCAAUAUUGAUGAUGAUUCCGAACCAGAACAUGAUGAGGAAGAGCUUUCCAAGCUACUUGAACAACAAGAAAAAGAUGCAGGAAACUUAGACGAGGAACAGCGUGAACACCAGGCGACAAAUCGUAAUGAAUCCAAUAGCUUGGACCGUUUAACUAAGAAGCUAGACUUUGUUGUGAGAAAAAUCACUGCAACAAGUGCAUGGCGUCAGGUUUUUAUACGUAAAACCAAGAAAAAAGGCUUGAAACUACGUAGUCUCAUUCCUGGCUAUGGAAUCAGGUGGAACAUAAAAUUUGAAAGCCGUGAGCGUGCUUAUGAAGCACGUGAAGUGAGUUCUUAG